AUGAAUGGUUGCCAUACAGAGGGCGAGGGAGCCCAAGAUGCGUCUUCGGGACCAGGCCCAGCCUACUUAAAUUCUCCUAGAGCAGGAGGCGAAGCGACGUUAGAUCUCGGGGAGGCUGCCAGAGUGUUUGAUAUCUUGCCUACUACGGCAUUGGAAUUAUUGUGCGUCAACGUCGAAUUUCUAGCCAGGCCCAAUGUCGGAAUCGUCGUUGAGCCGGUUCUGGCUGCAGGGUCAGCUCGCAGUGAUACCAUGUCAAGUGGAGAGGCGACACCUACCAAGAUCACCGAACUGCAUUGCUCCCCCAUGAGCCAUGAGGAGGCAGCACGAGAUCGCCUGCAACAGAGCAUGUUGUCCAAGAGGUUCCUUUCGAAGAGAGCGCCACCCAUCGCGUUGCGCGAUUACCUAUUGCGACUACAUCGGUAUUGCCCGAUGUCAACAGCGGUAUAUCUCGCUACAAGCAUCUACAUUACCAGAAUGACCACUGUUGACAGAGUAAUGUCUGUGGACAGUAAAAACAUGCACCGUCUGGUGCUUGCUGGUCUCCGGGUAGCGAUGAAAGCACUCGAAGAUCUCAGCUACCCACACAGUCGUAUCGCCAAGGUUGGUGGUGUGAGCGAGCGCGAGCUCUCCCGGCUGGAGAUUAGCUUCUGCUUUCUGACCGACUUUGACUUACGAGUCGAUGCUCAAAUGCUGUUUGACCAAGCUCAAUCCCUGCAAAGCAGUAUGGAUCUGGUUCUCACGGAGAUGGGUUAG
Messenger RNA from Aspergillus clavatus NRRL 1, 753 nucleotides. Its product is annotated as putative cyclin-dependent protein kinase complex component. The record is from RefSeq and is a predicted model, not a curated record. Lineage: Eukaryota; Fungi; Ascomycota; Eurotiomycetes; Eurotiales; Aspergillaceae. The transcript has a single exon. Gene Ontology annotation, cellular component: nucleus; cyclin-dependent protein kinase holoenzyme complex. Gene Ontology annotation, molecular function: protein kinase binding; cyclin-dependent protein serine/threonine kinase regulator activity. Gene Ontology annotation, biological process: regulation of cyclin-dependent protein serine/threonine kinase activity. Bases 1 to 753 code for a protein of 250 amino acids.